Molecule: messenger RNA, 1191 nt
Organism: Folsomia candida
Lineage: Eukaryota; Metazoa; Arthropoda; Collembola; Entomobryomorpha; Isotomidae
Product: ubiquitin-conjugating enzyme E2 L5
Exons: 5
Coding region: 584-1045 (153 amino acids)
Source: RefSeq, a predicted model, not a curated record
GAUAAUUUCCGGUCCCUGCCUUGGACUCCCCAGUGCUUGUGGUCGUAUCUUUCGAGUAGGAAUAGUUGUAAUAAUCUGCCGAUGUGCCUGCUUUUGAACCAGAUGCGUACUUGUCCCCCGAGGACCCAUCUUUUCCUCUGCUUCUCUUGCUCUUGGAUUUAGAUUUCGACGCGUAACCCGAGCCGUAAGAAGACAUUUAAAUAGUUGUAUAUAUGUAGAUGUAUUACUGUGCCAUCUUGUUUGUCAUAAUUAUUAGUAAGAAUUUAGUCACUGAGAAUUUUUUCAUAACGUAUGAAUUUUUAUGUACUGUAGCAUCAAAAUUUAUUCAACAUGAAAGAAAGCAUGAAAUACUUUUGCUGAGCAACAGGUUCAAUAUUUCUCGGAGAUUUUGUGAAAAUGUUCUCGCUGCAAAUUUUUAACUGGCGACAAAAUAGACUUUCUCUUCCCUGUGAGAAGUGAGUGGGUGUGAGUGAGUGAACAGUUUAGUCACUUGCAGGGAAACAAAGUGAGAGGAGCCAGACUCUGCUUUUACUCGAAUAAUAAUCAAGUUUAAUCGUGAUAUUCGAGAUCAUCCAUCAUCAUUAUGGUUAGUCGACGAAUUCAACUGGAACUUAAGGAAAUGCAGACGGCUAAGGUCGAUGGAUUCGACAACUUGAAAGUGGACGACGCCAAAAUGAAUGUGUGGGAAGGAAUUAUUGUUCCGUCCAAUGCACCCUACAAUAAGGGAGCUUUCCGAGUGGAAAUAACGUUUCCAGAUGGUUACCCCUUUAAACCCCCUUCAGUUGUUUUCAAGACCAAAAUCUACCACCCCAACGUGGACGAGAAAGGUGUCGUUUGUUUGAACGUCAUUAACAAUGAAAAUUGGAAACCCGCAACCAAGAUUUCUCAAGUCAUUCAAGCUCUCGUAGCCCUCGUGAAUAAUCCAGAACCGGAACAUGCUCUUCGUGCCGACUUGGCAGAAUUGUUCCAAAACGACAUUUCAAAAUUCAAGAAAUCUGCUGAAGACUUCACCAAAAAACAUGCAGAGAAGCGUCCCACAAAGUAAACAUGUCAACUAUCCUGCCAAUAUCUCAAAUUUCCUAUUUAAUGUUUAAAUUACUUCACGUGUACGUAACUAUUGUUCGUACAGAGAAAAUUGUCGAGUUGAUAUGAACUUUUAGAAACUUAAUACACUUCAUUCCAAAAUUCAAA